Drosophila simulans is the source of this 3218-nucleotide messenger RNA. It is a transcript of the gene 14-3-3epsilon, whose product is annotated as 14-3-3 protein epsilon. The record is from RefSeq and is a predicted model, not a curated record. NCBI's taxonomy places the organism in Eukaryota, Metazoa, Arthropoda, Insecta, Diptera, Drosophilidae. The transcript is spliced from 4 exons. Bases 358 to 1146 code for a protein of 262 amino acids. Gene Ontology annotation, cellular component: cytoplasm. Gene Ontology annotation, biological process: signal transduction.
UUUAAAUAUGUCAAUCUACUAUUACAUUUUAAAACUUCCGAAUAAAAGCUUAAAUUUAACGGAUUUUCGCCAGUAAUAUUCAAAUAGCAAUACCAUCUAAAUUGAAAUUUAUCCGAUUUUACCACCAUCGCCGGCGCAUGCGCACGGUACGCGUGAUGCGUUUUUAAGGCCGUCAUUAGGCCAUCGCCCAUCAAUUUUAGUGUUUCAUCCGCCGCCCGAUACGGUCACACCGCUCGAGAAGUAGAGAAAAAAGAAGGCGACGAAUCACAGGCAGCAAGCAAAAUCGACGCCGCACGUACCGGGAGCAUUUAAAUAAUUUUUUCUGUGGAUUAAUUUAACCGAAAAGGCUUCAACACAAUGACUGAGCGCGAGAACAAUGUGUACAAGGCAAAGCUUGCCGAACAGGCCGAGCGCUACGACGAAAUGGUGGAGGCCAUGAAGAAGGUCGCCUCCAUGGACGUAGAGCUGACCGUCGAGGAGCGAAAUCUGCUGUCGGUGGCGUACAAGAAUGUGAUUGGAGCACGCCGUGCCUCGUGGCGCAUCAUCACCUCGAUCGAACAGAAGGAGGAGAACAAGGGGGCCGAGGAGAAAUUGGAGAUGAUCAAAACCUACCGCGGACAGGUGGAGAAGGAGCUGCGCGACAUCUGCUCGGAUAUACUGAACGUGCUCGAGAAGCAUCUCAUUCCAUGCGCCACAUCCGGCGAAAGCAAAGUAUUCUACUAUAAGAUGAAGGGCGACUACCAUCGCUAUCUGGCCGAGUUCGCCACCGGCUCAGACCGCAAGGAUGCGGCAGAGAACUCGCUGAUUGCCUACAAGGCGGCCAGCGAUAUUGCCAUGAACGAUCUGCCACCAACACACCCCAUCCGCUUGGGCUUGGCAUUGAACUUCUCGGUGUUCUACUAUGAGAUUCUCAACUCGCCGGACCGCGCUUGCCGCUUGGCGAAAGCCGCUUUCGAUGAUGCCAUUGCCGAGUUGGAUACGCUGAGCGAAGAGAGCUACAAAGACUCGACACUCAUCAUGCAGCUGCUGCGCGACAACCUCACAUUAUGGACGUCCGAUAUGCAGGCAGAAGAAGUAGACCCCAACGCAGGUGAUGGCGAGCCCAAAGAGCAAAUCCAGGAUGUUGAGGAUCAGGACGUGUCGUAAUUUAAGUAAACCCCCGCCCUUCCAUUUAAAACACAUUAUAUACCUUCUAAAGUAAAUAUAAUACCAUAUAAUAUAUAUGCAUACAACAACAACAAAAUCAACAACAACAAAAGCAACCACAACAACACGACAGCAACUUCGAGAACAACAACAUGGAACCAAUGCGGCAACAACAACAUCCCGGCAACGACGACAACCAGGCAGUCGAUUUACCACAACAGCAGCACCCGUAUGUAAAUCAACAUAUUUGCAACAUGAAAACAACAAGCAAACCAGCAGGACCACAAUUUGUCAUCAACAAUAAACAGCAUGGAAAACAACAGCACAAAAACAGAAAAAAGAAAACAACAAACCAAGCAAAAUGUUUGAAAAUUGGGCGGCCUGGUGGGCGUGGCGCGGCUGUUGCUGCGGCCCAGAAUCGAAUCGCAACAUAAAAAAUUCGCGGUACUAUUAAGUUGGCGUCGCUUUGCAAAUUGGCUCCUUAACGUUAGAAAACUGCAACAUCAAGUCUACUACAUUUGAAUUUUUUGCAUUCGAGAAACCAAGCAUUUUAUUAUAUUUGAAUAAAUAUUAUAUUUAAUUAUGAGAAGCAAAAACGAAACAAAUAAAAUUCAUUUAAACCACAAAACACAUUAAAACAACACAAGCAGGAAAAGAACGAAAGUCGAAACACUAAACGAAAAUUGAGUAACAAUCACACGAGUAAAUCACAAAGCAAAUUUCAUCGAGUUGGCAUGCAUUAAUUUUUAAAACAAACUUUAAAUACGACAGCAACACGUAAAAUACAACUUUAAUUUUAAGCCAAUAAUAAACGUGAGAACGAGGUAAUAAAAACGAAAAACCAUUUAAUAAGCGCAAACGUAAAAGUAAAACAAAGUCGAAAAUGUAAGGAAAAAAUACAGCAAUUAAUUUAAAUUUAAUACAUGAAUAAAACGUAAAUGGAGUAAACGAAACGAAAUGAGCAAACAGAAUGAAAGACGCAAAAGCUAAAAACUAUAUUAAAUGAGAAAAAGGAAUGUUAGUUAAGCGAAAUUCAAAACGAAUUCUUAAGCUUAAAUUUGUAUGUAUGUAAGUGUACUGUUCAAUAACACCGACACACCCGCACAGACUCACACACACACGCAGACAAACACACACCCACCACCCACACAGACACCCAUAUUACGCAUACGAGCCGUUUGUUUUCUCUUAGCGUUUCCUUGCUCUCUCACACUCGCACUCAUAUUCACACUCACACACCCAUGCAUGGUCAAAUCAAAUGAAACGAAACCGAACAAUCGAACGGGAAUUUGGUGGAUUUCUGUUUUUCGCCUUUCGUUUUGAGUUCUCCAUCGCAAUCGCAACCAAUUUUCUUCAUCAUCUCUUACCUUGCGCAACAAAGAAACAUAUUAAUAAUAUAGAAAAGUAUUUGUAGUUGCUAAAUACAAGAAACAAAAAGAAUACAAAACAAAACAACGGUACAUAUAUAUACGUAUAUAUAUAUAUAUAUAUAUUGUAUACAUAUAUACUUGUAUAUUUUCUAUGCCUACCACUUAUGUAAUUUGUAGAGAUUUCGAACUUUUCGCCCCACCACCCAACUAACCAUCUCUCCAGAGAUUCCGAUUCCAAAACUCCCCGACAGACCAGACAGUCCAAAACCACAUUGAUUUAGCCCAAAGUCAAGUAAACAAACCCACAGAUUCUCCACAAGAACAACACCAUCAUCAUCGACAGUGUUAUCUGUAGCGUGUUUGCGUGAUUAGCGAAGGAAAAUAGAAUGAUGAGCUAGCUGAGCAGCAGCUACUGGAGACUUUUCGCACGAGCUUAUUCGCUGCUCUUUCGCAUGGUCUUUGUUUUUCGCUUUUGGUUUUUUUUAAAUAUUAAUAAAUGAGGAAAGAAGGCAGACUAAUAUUUUGCAGUCGCUGAAUAGAAAAGGCCCGUGCAGAAAGUUAAUUAAGCAUAAAUCAGCCGCGGCAGCAACAACAACAACAGCCACAUUCUUGAACGUAACAACAACAGCAAUACAAGAAACCAGCAGCUAAAACUGACAUUCGUAUUCAUUUCAAAUAAAAAUCAUAAAAACAAAACAACAA